CCUACUCUAUUGGUCUCCAACUUAGUCCUGCCGGGCUUCGAGGACACACAGACUCCGCCCCGCUACCCAAGACACUGCCUUUCUCACCCAAGCACAGAGCCCGAGGUCCCCUCAGAUCCUCACAGCCCCCAACGACCGGCCCACAGAUGUCUCAAAGGAACCCUAUCCUCACAAUCCCAGAAUCCCAGACUCCCCCGGAUGUACGCACAGAUCUCCGCAGAUCCUACCCAGACACUCGCUCACAGAGAUCCCGCAACACACACCCCACUUUUCAGAAGUAAACCCCCUGGGCUCGCCCCCUUGAGGCCCAAUGCAAGCUCCUCAGGAGACCGCACCCACCGGGGAGGUGACUAGACCGCCGUUGCCACGGAGACUACUAGGCGUUCCAGUUGCCCUGGUGACCUGUGCCUACUCUCCUGGCCCGGGUUCCGGAGGCUUCAGUCAAGCCCCUCCCUCAUCGGCCCUGGACCCCUUGUCCCUACCCACUUCCCCAGGUCAUGCCAGAGCUCCUUUGCGAAGUUCUGCAGAUAUCCAAGUCCCCUCCCCAGAUAGCAGACUUUCAGGCAAGGCAUUUCAACACUCAGCGCCUGCAGCUGGGGCACGUCCACAACCAAGAGCUUUCCCUCCCUGAGGAUCAACACCUCCCCCUGUCAUCCUAAGGCAAGGUCUUGACCUAAGGACUUGUAACAACCAAGCCAAAACCCAGAGAUGGAAGCAGAUGAGAUCACAGAAGAGCCUCAUACCGCCAUGGAUGCAGAGGAGCACCCCCUUUCAAAGGACCCCUCUGCUGAGGACUUACAGGAGAACCGUAUCUCUGAAAGCUUCUUGGAGCCUUCCACCUCUGAGACCCCCUUAGAGCCCCAUACCUCUGAAUCCCCUUUGGUGCCAUCCCCUUCCCAGAUCCCCUUAGAGGCCUAUUCCCCUGAAAUCCAUCAGGAGCCUUCCAUCUCUGAGACUCCUUCAGGGACCCCUACCUAUGAGGCUUCAUUGGAUAGUCCCAUCUCAGUGGUACCAGAGAAACACCUUACUCUUCCUCCCCAAUCACGAAACUAUGUCUCUCUGUCUUCCUCUGAUACUUUGAAGGAAGACCUCUCCUCUGAGUUUUCUUCCAAUGAGGUCCCAUGGACAAGGAGGUCUACCCAUUUCUCUGAAUCUGAGAGCCUUCCAGAACACUCUUCUUCAGGCCCUUCAGCCCAGGUCCAAAUGGAUGCAUCUGAAAAGCAGGAGGAAGAAGCAGGAGAGGUUGAAAAGGGAGUAGAUGCCAGUGACAGCACUGAUCACACAGCCCAACCUGGACACCAACUAGGUUACACAGCCCGCCCAGUGGUCCCUGCUAAGCAGACAGAGCUGGUGGAAGUGGCUAAGGCAAUGCAUAGAGAGGAGUUUGGUGCUCAGGUGAACAAUCUUUUCCAGUGGGAGAAGGAUGCAGCCCUGAAUGCCAUCCAGACAGGUCUCUACAUUGGCUGGCGCUGCCCCCAUUACCUAUGGGACUGUUUCCGGAUUGGGGAUGAGUCCAGAUGCUUUUGUGGACACUUGUUGAGAGAGCACCGGAUCAUCUCAGACAUAUCCGUGCCCUGCAAGGUGAGCCAGUGCUGCUGCCUCAUGUUCUGCUUUAUCCCAUCACGCCCAGAGGAGGUGGGUGAGUUCUGGCUCAAGAGACGGGCCACCUUUGACCCCAAGGCCUGGAGGGCCCAAUGUCGCUGCAAACACAGCCACGAAGAACAUGCAGCCACUGGGCCCCAUCCCUGCAGGCAUCAUGGCUGUUGCUGCGGCUGUUUUGAGUCUAAUUUCCUCUGUGCGGCCUGUGACCGGCGCUGGGAGGAACAUGGGACUUUCUUUGAGACCCAGAGGACCCGGCGACGAGGAGGGAGACCUCAUGGGACAGACACUGUCAGCAACUGGCACAGGCCUUUGUGAGUCUGGCCCAGAUCAGCAAUAAAAGAGGAGUCACUGGAACCUGACUUGGCUCCAUAUGGGACAGGUAGAUCCCAGCCCAGGGAGAGACUGCCUAAUAACUUAGAGUUGACACCUAUUAGGCACAGGAGAAAGCCUGGAUCUGGCCAUCUGCC
Molecule: messenger RNA, 2069 nt
Organism: Chlorocebus sabaeus (green monkey)
Lineage: Eukaryota; Metazoa; Chordata; Mammalia; Primates; Cercopithecidae
Source: RefSeq, a predicted model, not a curated record